GCCUUUUUGUCGACUACAUUGUCCCUUCGGAGCAUGUCUCCCAUGAACGUCCAGACAAGACAAUCUGAUCAACCGCCGCUGUCCCACUAUGGCUACCAUUGAUACAGAUGUGGACUUCAGCGAGAGUCGAGCGACCGAAAUCAAUGUUCUUGGGUGGGUGUUCACGGGCACUGCGACUGCGACCGUCUUCCUCAAGCUCCUUGCCCGUGGCCAUGUCGCCAAAGACCUCGGCUGGGAUGACUUCUUCAUUCUAUUCUCCUUGACCCUUAGUGUCAUUGCCGCUGGGAUCGUGUCCCACUCGGUCUUCCUGGGCCUGGGACGACACACAGCCGCAGUGAUUGCAGAACAUGGCAUGGAGGGAUUCGAGAUGGCAUCCAAAUGGCAUGUAUUGGCAUUCCCCUUCAACAUCGCUUCCUUCAGCUUCCCCAACAUCGCCAUCGCCAUUCUCGUGAGCCGCCUCCUUGACCCGAAUCCUCUCCGCACCCGAUGCCUUUACGCCAUGGUCGCCCUGCAAGUUGUCUUUGCCAUGGUCUCCAUCAUCCUGCUUUUCCUACAAUGCAAGCCAACACAAAUGCUCUGGAAACCCUCCAUUGAAGGCAAAUGCUGGGACGAGUCCGUCUUCAAUGCAUACCUUUACUGGGUCAGCGCGUACACAACAGUCACGGACAUCGUGCUGGCCGUUGUGCCCAUCAGCGCGUUUUGGAAUCUGCAGAUGCGAGCGUCAACCAAGUGGGCGGUAUGCGUCAUGAUGGGACUGACCUUUCUCUCGGCGCUUGUCACCAUCGUCAAGGCAACAUACAUACACCUGUUCUCGAACCGUACGGAUCCUCUAUACAAGAUCGUUCCGUUGGUUCUUUGGGGCCUUGUCGAACAAAACGUGGUCAUCGUCGCUGCCUGCAUCCCCACCCUCCGCCCAUUAUUCCGCAAGGCCUUCGAGUCCAGGAACUCCCGCUCGGGCACCAACUCACGCCCGCGUUUGGGAUUCACCUUCACGCUGCCAUCGACCCCCGGCCCCGAGCGUCUUCAUUCCGAGCCCGAGUCAACCAUCCCUCUCGGGUCCCGAAAAACCGGCUUCGACGCAAAGAGCGACAACAGCCAGCACGGUAUCCUGCGCACGGUAGACGUGGACGUGGAUAGCGACGAGGGGAAUGAUCUGGAGGGAAACGUGGACGGGACAUACAUUCAGCAUCCGAGUGCCGCAGGGAGAUGACGAUACAAUAUUCUGUACACUAUUAAUAGUAUUAUAAAAAAGCGCCAGCCACUAUGUACUUACUGAGCGCUUCCAACGAAUCUCCUGCCCGAAUAGGCAGAUAAUGAACACGAGCGACACACACUGUCG
This is a messenger RNA of Aspergillus heteromorphus CBS 117.55, 1339 nucleotides long. RefSeq lists its product as uncharacterized. The coding region runs from base 89 to 1210 and encodes 373 amino acids. The transcript is spliced from 6 exons. NCBI's taxonomy places the organism in Eukaryota, Fungi, Ascomycota, Eurotiomycetes, Eurotiales, Aspergillaceae. The record is from RefSeq and is a predicted model, not a curated record.